Lodderomyces orthopsilosis Co 90-125 is the source of this 2769-nucleotide messenger RNA. RefSeq names its product coatomer subunit beta' (gene SEC27). Bases 1 to 2769 code for a protein of 922 amino acids. The transcript has a single exon. NCBI's taxonomy places the organism in Eukaryota, Fungi, Ascomycota, Pichiomycetes, Serinales, Debaryomycetaceae. Gene Ontology annotation, cellular component: COPI vesicle coat. Gene Ontology annotation, biological process: retrograde vesicle-mediated transport, Golgi to endoplasmic reticulum; intra-Golgi vesicle-mediated transport; intracellular protein transport. The record is from RefSeq and is a predicted model, not a curated record. Gene Ontology annotation, molecular function: protein binding; structural molecule activity.
AUGAAGUUGGAUAUAGCAAAGACUUUCAGUCACCAUUCAGAUCGUGUCAAGGGUAUUGAUUUCCAUCCAACUGAACCAUGGAUCUUGACAACUUUGUACAAUGGAAAAGUCGAAAUCUGGUCAUAUGCCACAAAUGUUUUAGUCAAGUCUAUACAAGUCACUGAAUUACCUGUACGUACUGGUAAAUUCAUUGCCAGAAAGAAUUGGAUUGUAGUUGGAGCUGAUGAUUUUCAAAUUCGUGUUUACAAUUACAAUACUGGUGAAAAAGUGACGCAAUUUGAAGCACACCCGGAUUACAUUAGAUCAAUUGCUGUUCAUCCGACGAAACCAUAUAUUUUGAGUUCAAGUGAUGAUUUGACUAUUAAGUUGUGGAAUUGGGAUAAUAACUGGAAAUUGGAACAAGUGUUUGAAGGUCACCAACAUUAUGUUAUGAGUGUCAAUUUCAAUCCCAAGGAUCCAAACACUUUUGCUUCUGCUUGUUUGGACAGAACUGUAAAAAUCUGGUCAUUGGGGAGCUCGCAUCCAAAUUUCACAUUGAUUGCUCACGACACCAAGGGGGUUAACUUUGUUGAUUAUUAUCCACAAGCUGAUAAACCUUACUUGAUUACUGCAAGUGAUGAUAAAACUAUUAAAGUAUGGGAUUAUCAAACAAAAUCAUGUAUCGCUACAUUAGAAGGACAUUUGUCGAAUGUGUCGUUUGCAAUUUUCCAUCCCGAAUUGCCAGUAAUUGUAUCAGGAUCUGAGGAUGGUACAGUUAGAUUUUGGAACUCAAACACAUUUAAAUUGGAAAAAUCGAUAAACUACAGUUUGGAAAGAGCUUGGUGUGUUGGUGUACUACCAAAAUCAAAUGUUAUUGCCGUGGGAUUUGAUUCAGGAUUUGUUAUUGUUAAAUUGGGUAGUGAAGAACCAUUGUUUUCAUUGGAUUCAAACAAUAAACUAAUAUAUGCAAAAAAUUCAGAAGUUUUCCAGUCAGUCAUCAAGCCAAAUGCGACACAAGGGUUGAAGGAUGGAGAGUCAUUGAAUUUACAACAAAGAGAUUUGGGAACUAUUGAAAUAUUCCCUCAAUCGUUGGACCACUCCCCUAAUGGUAGAUAUGCUGCAGUUUGUGGUGAUGGAGAAUAUAUUGUUUACAGUGCUUUGGGAUGGAGAUCGAAAGCUUAUGGUAGUGCUCUUGACUUUGUUUGGAACACUCAUGACACAUCUGCUGCAUGCCCUUUUGCUAUCAGAGAAUCCACUGUCAGCGUUAAGGUUUACAAAAAUUUCCAAGAAUCCCUAAUUAUCGACUUGUUAUACCAAGCUGACAAGAUCUUUGCUGGCUAUUUGUUGGGUGUCAAGUCAGAAGGGUGUAUUUCUUUCUACGAUUGGGAGCAGGGGAAAUUAGUGAGAAGGGUUGACAUUGAUGAUGAUAUAACUGAUGUUGUAUGGUCUGACAAUGGUCAGUUAUUGGCAAUAGUUACUAGCUCGAGCACAGGUGAAAAAUCCACUGCAGUCACCGGUGCAAAGACCAAUGAUGAGACAUACUUUUUAAGUUAUGAUCAAGAAGUUUUUGAUCAGGCUGUCACUAAUGAUGAGUUAGAUCCAGAAGAAGGAGCUGAAGCUGCAUUUGACGUCUUAUACACAUUGCCAACUUCAGAAGCUAUUUUAUCUGGAAAGUUUAUUGGUGAUGUCUUUGUUUACACAACAGCAACUACAAACAGAUUGAAUUACUUCGUAGGUGGAGAAGUGAUCAAUUUGGGUCAUUUUGAUCGUAAGUUUUACAUUCUCGGAUACAAAGCUCAAGAUGGGAAACUUUACCUUAUUGAUAAGUCAUUUGACGUUAUAUCAUGGUACAUCAAUGCCGAAGUAUUAGAAUUACAAACUUUGGUAAUGAGAGGAGAUUUAGAGCAGUUUGCCACUAGCAAUGUCUUAGAUGAGGAAACAGGAGAAGAAACUCCUGAUUUGGCUACAGUCACCGUUGAGAAUCUUUCCGAAGAGUACAACUCACUCAUUUCCAAUUUUUCUAAAACAGAGCUCAACCAACUUUCACGUUUCUUUGAGAAAUUGGGAUACUUGUCUUUAUCGUAUGCAUUGUCACAAGAUUUCGAUUCUAAAUUCCAAAUUGCUUUAACUACAGGAAACUUGAAACAAGCUUAUGAGUUAUUAUCAAAACAGCAAAAGGAAAACCCAUCCCUUGCGUUGGUCAACAUACAGAAAUGGAAAAAACUCGGUGACUUAGCAUUGAACAAGUGGAACUUGAAAAUGGCUCAAGAGUCAUUUUGGUUAGCUAAUGAUUACUCCUCUUUGUUAUUGCUCUUAUCAUCAACAAACAACAAGGCACAAUUAAUCCAAUUAGCUGAGAAAUGCGAAGAACAGGGAAGAUACAACAUAUCAUGGCAAGCUUGGUGGCUUGUGGGUGACGUCAAUAAAUGUUUGGAUUUACUAAUCAAGAGUGGCAGAUACCCAGAAGCUAUAUUGUUUGGAAGAAACUAUGGUGUUGAUCACGAAAAAUUAUCAAAUUAUAUCAAGGAAUUCAAAGAUGUUUUAAAACUGAAAAAUAAAGACAAAAUUAGCGAACGUUUAAUUGACGAUUUUCAGAACCUAAGUAUCAAUAAUGGAGUUGCUUCUGAGAGUGCUGCUCCUUUGAUUAAUUUGGAAGAUGAAUCACAAGAAAAACAAGAAGAUGAUGUAGGUGAAAGAGAGACUGAAGAAAAAGAAGUUGAAGAGGUUCAAUUGGAAGAAGAGAAGGAUGAUGCCAAUGGUGGUGUUGAAGUCACAGAAAACGAUGAAUAA